ACUCCCAACCUCCAGCAAAAGGACUCAGUGUCCACCUCUCGACCGCCUCUUAUCCGACGCCUCGACCAAUCCUCGACUCGGCCAUGGAUGGCCACUUUCGACUGGGCGUUACCGGCGACCCGCAACGAUUGGCUGCAAUGCAACGGACUCAGUUUCUAUUGCCCCAUGACCAGCCGCAUGCGGAACUGGGGCGACCUGCGGGAGAAUUUGCAGCAACACAUCCGACUGCUGACCGACGAGGCAUGGCCUCAAGAGGUCCGCGAGGCGCGCCAGAGCUUGUUGCGCCCCUCGCUGGCGGCGGGCUGGUCCCUGACCGAACAUGCGGCCCUCACCAGGACGUCCUAUUUCUCGGGUGAAGGGUCAACAGCCUGCCACAGCCUGCAAUGUGCACAAUGCCCCAUUGGAGAGGUGGCUCUGAGAACAGCCGUGUUGUUGACCUCUUCAAAGGAGAUCCUCGAAGCCUUGAAGACGCCCGACAUGCCCAAGGCCACGCGGAACUUGGUGCUCUAUAGCCUUUGGGAUACGGUGGGGAAGGUGGAUUCGAUGCUCUUCUUGGAGGAUGAGAUCACUUGGUACGAUUUGCUCGAGAGUGGUUGGCCCAUCUUUGGGAUCUUGGCCUCCUUGGGGACGCUGCUGACGGGCAGCAAGUUUGACGUCCGCGACGACUUCAGCGAGCUCAGGAGAGAUCUGGCUCAACUCCUGCGGCCUCAGAGCUCGGCUGAGGAGGUGCAGAGCUACUUGGGCCCCGACCAGUCCUCUUAUCAGCGCUGGUUGGUUUAUGCCCAACAGCGCCGCAGCCAGUGUUUCCCGCCCACGGUCUUGGGGACGCUGCUGGUGGCAGAUGGGGCCAGGAGUAUGGCAAUGCCUCUUCCCAUGGAGGACUUCCUGCGCAUCGUGCAGAGCGACAUGCGCGGCUGUCGGGGUCCGAUGGACAACCUGGUGGAGUUGCUCCAAUGGCCUUGGCCGCUUUUUGAGGCAGUCGAUUGGCUCCAGACUCCAGCGAUGGUGCAUGUCCGUAUCCAGCCCUCCCAGCUUCAGCAACGCUUCAGAUGGCAACCUGAGAUGUCAACCCUCAAGUUUUGCUUGCAGCUUUGCCAUGUAGAAGAACCACCAGGCAAGUUGGUGGUCCCCAGAUACCGACGUCCCGGGACAUAUGGCUUUGUGGGAGACAACAUCCGAUCCACUGGGCGGCCGCAUUGUAGCUUAGUCUUCCAGAAUGCCUUCGAUACAUUGGUGGAGUUCCUACCGCAGAAGACCGCCAUACAGGUGGUCGACGUUGGAAGCAUGUUGGGUGACUGCUGUCUUUGGACCUUGAAACGUUUGGGCGACAUGUCUGGCGCGUGGAGAUCACCUCGAUGCCGGGCAUAUGAGUCCGAUGAGCUCUGGGCGCGCUUGGCGCUCACCUCCGCAGAGCUCAAUGCGCUUUCCCAUGCGAUGACGGUGCAUCACGUGAUGGUCUCGGCGCGCGGCCAAAGCUCGUUAGAUGCGUUACUGAGCGAUCUGGGAGAUGAUCCAUGGGUUUUAAAGAUCCACACCGACGGCAGUGAGCUCGACCUCCUCCAAGGUGCUCCGCGGCUCUUAUCCGCGGGCCGCCUGCAGUUCGCAUUACUGCGGAUGGAGUCACAGUUACAGCUGCAAGAUGGCCGCUACCGGCCACCGCCCAGCGCCUGGCGAGCCUGGAUGAGGAGCAGUGGGCUUCACCACCACUACGAGCUCCGCUUCUGCCACCACGAGGCGCUCCUCGUGGCCAAGCGCCAGUGGGCGACCCGGGCCCUGCUCAGCCGGAACCUGAACUUCACGCGCUGAACGAAAAAGAGCUUUGCGAUGUGGAAAUGACUGGGCAACACGAUGACUUGUUCAGGACUUGUUGAGGGUGUUUUUCAGUAGUUGA
Molecule: messenger RNA, 1891 nt
Organism: Durusdinium trenchii
Lineage: Eukaryota; Dinophyceae; Suessiales; Symbiodiniaceae
Source: the annotation of a GenBank genome assembly